GGGGUUUUGGAAUCGGCCGACGGCGGCAGACGGAUCCACCGCAUCCCGACGUGAGUUUCCAUGGGUUGCUGCUCCUCGAAAGACGACGUGAUCCCGGACGGCACGGGCGGGUCGACCCCGACGCACACGCGAAAGUGCCGCGACGUGCUGUGCUGUGUCGUGUUCCUCGUGUUUUGGCUCGGCAUGGCGGUGUUGGCCAUCGUCGGCGUCGCGAACGGUACCCCGGAGCGUUUGCUUUUUGGCACCGACUUCAACGGCACCGUGUGCGGCACGGGACGGUUCCAGGACUCGACGUAUCUCUACUUUCCGCGCAUCAACGACGACCUCCUGGCGCAGACGGCGCACGGCAUCGCACCGCUCGACAUGAAGUUCUACGGUCUUUGCGUGCCAUCUUGCCCCGUGCAAGGCGACUACAUCUGCGCAUACACGGCGGAAGCCCAGAUCCGCGCGGCCAACCCGUCCGUGACAGACCCAGCGGGACUCAAAGCCCUACGGGCGGCUCGCGCCAACUCGCUGAGCAACCGCAUGGGCCUGACUACGGCCGAUUGCUGGUCGGUCGCGCUGCCGUCCGAAGUCGUGGCCUUCCGCUGCUUGCCCGUCCAAGUGACUGUCGAAAACACGACCGAAGUGUGCGUCGAUCCCGGCGACUCGCCCGAGUAUUACAAGGUGUCGAACGGAGUCCAGGUGCCCAACGACAAGUGCAACUUGAAAAAGACGCUCACGAGGUCCGAGACGGUGGGCCAGGCCAACUCGAACCCGAUCUUUGACAAGAUGCAGUCCGCGGGCGCCCUCGUCGGCCGGUUCAUCGCCGACAUUCAAAAGACGUACGGCGAGCUCCUAGGCAUUGGCGGCGGCGGCGCGCUCGUCCUCGGCUGGCUCUUUCUUUUCUUUAUGAAGUGCUGUGCGGGGUGCGUGAUCUGGUUUGUCCUGGUCGUGGUUGUGCUGCUCCUGGCGAUCCUGUCGGCGUUUUUCCUCGUGAAAGGCGGGAUCAUCCACUCGUCCGACAUCAGCGCCGUCACGACCGCCGUCGACGUCCAAGUACCCGCGACGCUCGCCCAGUCGCACGAGAACGCAAAGGUGUACCAAGGCGCGGCAGUCGUCAGCAUCGUCCUGACCGUGAUCGCGCUCCUCAUCGUGUGCUUUAUGCGCAAACGCAUCAAGAUCGCGAUCGGCAUCAUCCGGGAGGCAUCCCGUGCGAUCCAACGCCUUCCGUUCCUCGUGCUCUUCCCGCUCAUCCCGGUCGUCCUCAUUCUCGGACUCUUCAUCUACGCCACCGUCAUCGGCGCGUAUAUCUACAGCGCCGACGGCAAUGUGUCCCUGACAGCUGCGCUCGCGUCCGUGGGGGUCCCAACUUCGAACGCCACGACGUCGCUGACGACGGCAUGGGCGGCGCAACUAAACGCGACAACGACGACGUCGGCGGCUGUCCAACCCAAGCAGCUCAUGCAAAUCAUGGUCGCGUACCACUUCUUUGGCUUUCUCUGGACGAACCAAGUGAUCCAAGCCAUCUCGAUGACAACGAUCGCGGGCGCCGUGAGCAAAUACUACUGGAGCCGCGACCACACCGCGGCGCAAAUGGGGCGGUUCCCUGUCCUGUCAGCGUUCACCAACUGCUUUCGUUACCACUUUGGGUCGCUCGCGUUUGGAUCGUUCAUCAUUGCGGUCGUCCAGUUCGUCCGGGCCGUCCUCAUGUACGUUGACCGGCAGACGAAGCAGCUGCAGAAGUCGAACGUCGCCGUCCUGGUCGCGCUCAAGGCGGUCGCGUGCUGCCUCUGGUGCCUUGAAAAGGUCCUCAAGUUCAUCUCCAAGAACGCGUACAUUGUGAUCGCGAUGAAGGGGCGGAGCUUCUGCGGCGCGACGCGGGAAGCGUUCUCGCUCAUCUUUGCCAACAUGGCGCAGGUCGCGAUCACGUCAACGAUCGUCAACAUGGUCGUCGUCGUCGCUCGAGUCGCAAUCUCCGUCGGGUGCGCGCUGCUUUUGUUUCUGUAUCUCGACCAUGACGCCGCGUUUGACGUUGGCGGCGCGCGGGAGCUGUCGUCCGUGUUCCCGCCGGUCGUCCUCGGCUUCGUCCUCGCCUGGUUUGUCGCAGGGACGUUCCUCGGCGUGUACGAGAUGUGCGUCGACACGAUCCUCCUCUGCUUUUGCGAAGACCGCCGCAUCAACAACGAGACCGGCCAGUACUACAUGUCCAAGGAGCUUGCGGCGUUCGUGGACAAGGUUGCCAAGGCCAAGAAGGCGGUGGACGGGGAAGGAGCGCCGCCGCCCGCUUCCACUGAACGCGUCGUCGAAGUGUCGCCCAAGAAGGAAGCUCCCAACCCAGACAUUUAGGCACGGCGCGUAAUACAAUCUGUGGUGCAUUGGA
Messenger RNA from Aphanomyces invadans, 2362 nucleotides. RefSeq lists its product as hypothetical. Gene Ontology annotation, biological process: transmembrane transport. Gene Ontology annotation, cellular component: membrane. The transcript has a single exon. The record is from RefSeq and is a predicted model, not a curated record. Lineage: Eukaryota; Oomycota; Saprolegniomycetes; Saprolegniales; Verrucalvaceae. The coding region runs from base 61 to 2328 and encodes 755 amino acids. Gene Ontology annotation, molecular function: transmembrane transporter activity.